AUGGCGGAUGGAAGCCGGACUCAGAUGAGGGUUGCCCUUGUUAGCGUCGAGCGAGAGGUGCUAGAUCUGGCGAGGGCAACCCUCACUCGACGUAGGGGAGGGCGGCCCUCGUUGGUGUCAGCGGCGACACCGCCGCCGCCGGCCAUUCGCAACGCCAAAGAACCCGCGGCCGGCGCCGUUGCUGCCCGAACAAACCAGAUCCGAGGGAAGAGGGCAGCGGCGCGCUACCCGACGCCGUCCGAGCCGCCGCCCUCCGCACGCCAUCCCAACAAACGCCUCGCCGGCCACCACUACGCCGUGCCUCCGCCUCGCCCAGAUCUGCCGGCCACGCCUCUGCCCAGAUCUACCAUGCCGAAGCGCGACCCCGCUGCACCUCCAUCGUCCGUGAGUGUCGACGCUGCUGCUUCUACUCUGCCGGUCCGCACCUCCUCCGUCGCUCGUGCCGCGACAGCACCGCUGUCGUCACCUUCCCACUCGAGCGCCCCAACAAUGCCAGAGAUCGAGCGCUCUUCGCUCCACCACUGA
Messenger RNA from Eucalyptus grandis, 525 nucleotides. RefSeq names its product predicted GPI-anchored protein 58. Lineage: Eukaryota; Viridiplantae; Streptophyta; Magnoliopsida; Myrtales; Myrtaceae. The transcript is spliced from 2 exons. Bases 1 to 525 code for a protein of 174 amino acids. The record is from RefSeq and is a predicted model, not a curated record.